Messenger RNA from Ceutorhynchus assimilis (cabbage seed weevil), 3007 nucleotides. The record is from the annotation of a GenBank genome assembly. NCBI's taxonomy places the organism in Eukaryota, Metazoa, Arthropoda, Insecta, Coleoptera, Curculionidae.
AAGCAGCAGUGGCAGGAGCACAAAAUAUUCUUUGGUACCUACUACCAUUGUAUAAUUUUAUGGUACCACCCAUGUAAGCAGGUGCUUAAAGUCAACACAGGUAGAAUCACGAGCCUUGGCAUCACUUCACUAACAAUUGCAUUUCGUCUUAAUUCGGGUACUAAGCAUACAGACCUCGUACUGCUUUGAAUCAUGUGAUGGAAUAAUGAAAAGCGCGAGUUGAAAGAGGUACCUUUUAACAGUUUAACUAGGCGGUUUGUUGGGAUAAGGCGUGGUGGAAAAAUAGUACUUUUUUUUGUGGGUGGUUUUUUACGGAAACCACAAUGGGGGCGAUGUUUCGUAGUGAAAAAAUGGCUCUGGCCCAGCUAUUUAUACAGCCGGAAGCCGCUUAUUUUGCUAUAUCGGAAAUGGGCGAAGUUGGUUGCGUACAAUUCAGAGACCUCAACAAAGAAAUUAACGCCUUUCAAAGGAAAUUCGUCAGCGAAGUGAGAAGGUGCGAUGAAAUGGAAAGAAAACUUAGAUUUAUUGAAUCUGAAGUGAAAAAAGAUAACGUUAGAAUACCCGAUGUCCAUGAGCUACCCAAAGCACCAAAUCCAAGAGAAAUUAUCGACUUAGAGGCUCACUUAGAAAAAACCGAAGGCGACAUCAAAGAACUAACAGAAAAUUCCGUAAGCUUAAAGUCCAACUACUUGGAACUCAUUGAAUUGCGUCACGUUCUAGAAAAAACCCAGCAGUUUUUCAACGAAGAAGAAUCAAUCGGUUAUGAUUCAGCUCACAAGUAUCCAUUCCAGGCUCUAAUUCCAGACGAACAACAACCCAAUGUCUCAAUCAGAGGCCAUCUAGGUUUCGUAGCCGGCGUAAUCAACCGAGAAAGAGUACCAGGUUUCGAGCGUAUGCUCUGGAGAAUUUCCAGAGGCAAUGUAUUUUUACGACGUGCAGAAAUCGAAAAGCCCCUUGAAGAUCCUCAAACUGGAAACGAACACUUCAAAACAGUCUUUGUGGCCUUUUUCCAAGGCGAGCAGCUCAAAACUAGAAUCAAAAAAGUAUGUGCGGGCUUCCACGCUUCUUUAUAUCCGUGCCCUAACACCCAAAAAGAACGCAACGAGAUGUUGCACGGAGUCAAAACACGCUUGGAAGAUUUGCAAAUGGUCUUGAACCAAACCCAAGACCACAGACAAAGAGUCUUGGUUAGUGUGGCUAAAGAAUUACAAAAUUGGAGCGUGAUGGUUUGUAAAAUGAAGGCAAUCUAUCAUACAUUGAAUUUGUUUAACAUGGAUGUUACUAAGAAGUGCCUUAUCGGUGAAUGCUGGGUGUCUUCUCAUGACAUACCUGUUGUCCAAAAAGCUUUGUCUGAUGGAUCAACUGCCAGCGGUAGCUCAAUUCCUUCAUUCCUAAAUAUCAUUGGCACCAAUGAAAUGCCACCAACUUUCAAUAGGACUAAUAAAUUCACAAGAGGCUUCCAGAAUUUAAUUGAUGUUUAUGGUGUUGCUUCUUAUAGGGAGUGUAAUCCAGCUUUGUAUACAAUCAUCACAUUUCCGUUUUUGUUUGCUGUAAUGUUUGGCGAUUGCGGUCACGCGGUUGUAAUGGCAGCUUUUGGUUUGUGGAUGAUCCUUUCCGAAAGGAAAAUCGCAGCUCAGAAGGGGAAAAGCGAGAUUUUCAAUAUUUUCUUUGGAGGGCGAUACAUUAUCUUGCUUAUGGGCAUCUUUUCGUUUUAUACAGGUUUUGUCUAUAACGACAUCUUUUCAAAAUCCGUCAACAUAUUUGGUUCGGCUUGGAGAAUAAACGCGACAACUUUACCACCAAAUUUCACUGUACACACAGAAAGUGACCAUACUUAUGAAGUGCAACUCAAUCCUAGAGAGAAUUACCUGGGUUCUCCUUAUUUCAUUGGUUUAGAUCCAGCAUGGCAGGUAUCCAAAAACAAGAUUAUUUUUUUGAACUCAUUCAAAAUGAAGCUUUCCAUUAUCAUUGCUGUUGUUCAUAUGAUUUUUGGUGUAUCAGUGAGCACUUUUAAUUUAAUUCACUUUCGCAAAUACGCAAGCAUUUUCUUGGAAUUUCUACCACAAAUCUUACUCCUAUGCUUCCUCUUUUUGUGGAUGGUGGUCAUGAUUUUCAUCAAGUGGAUCAUGUAUGCUGGAACCUUAGACGGAAUUGACACGAAACAUGGUUCAUCAUGCGCACCUUCAGUCCUAAUCUACUUCAUCAACAUGAUGCUAUUUAAAGGUGCCGAUAAAACCCAUGAAGAUUGCGACGCUUACAUGUUCGACCUUCAAACCACCGUUGAAAAAAUCUUUAUUUUUGGAGCUUUACUUUGCAUUCCUGUAAUGCUUCUAGGCAAACCGAUUUAUAUUAUGGUUGGACGUAAAAGUACCAAGAAACAUCACGUCAAUGGUAAAAGUAAUGGAGACAUCAACCAAGGUUUGGAAAUGAACGAAGUUUCAAAUGGUUCAGACGCAACAGUACCAGCCGGACAGGCAGACAACCUGCACCUAGAAGAACAUGAAGAACCAAUGUCUGAAAUUUGGGUGCACCAAGGCAUUCACACCAUUGAAUAUGUAUUGAGUACCAUUUCACAUACAGCUUCUUAUUUACGUUUAUGGGCUUUGUCUUUGGCUCACGCACAACUUUCCGAAGUACUCUGGAGUAUGGUCUUCCAAAUGGGUCUAACAACAGCAGGUUACAUUGGUUGCCUUUUCAUUUUCAUUUUCUUCGCCGUUUGGGCUGUUUUCACUUUGGCCAUUCUGGUGCUGAUGGAAGGUUUGUCCGCUUUCUUGCACACGUUGCGUCUUCACUGGGUCGAGUUUAUGUCCAAGUUCUACGAAGGUCAAGGUUAUCCCUUCGAGCCUUUCAGUUUCAAGAAGAUUUUGGAUGAAGAAGAAGAAGCUGCAGAGUGAAAACGUCUUUUUAUUGUUAAUGUAUUAUUGUUUUAUUGUCAGUUUUAUUCAUUUGAACCUGUAAUAGUAUUUUUGUAGUUUGAAUAUAUAGUUUUAGAUUUGUUGUAUUUUAA